GGUUCGGCCAGUUCCCUCAUUCUCGGCGAAGAGGAAAGAACUGGAAGACCUGGUGCCAGGACGGAACUUGGUGGAGAGUUGACUCAUUCCAAAGUGACGUGGUAGAUCUUGGGGUUUUGGAAGGUGUCGGGAGAAGAAAGGGUACAAGUGAGGCUCUUGGGGAAAGGUGUGGCUCGUUUUGCAAGAGUGUUUCGCAAGAGGGAACUUCUGUGGAGUCUAUGGGAGAACUGAAAACCCAGAUGGCGACUGAUUUCGGCUGUCUGCGGCUGCACCGUCCCGAGGUGUCACGUGACUACCGUCUGCCGGUGACCGGCGCAGCACGUGACCUGACCUCUGACCGGUGCCGGGUCACCGCCUGCUCGCCUCCGCCGUACCGGGCGUGCUCGCCUCCGGCGUACCGGGCGUGCUCGCCUCCAGUGUACCCAGAUUCCACGGCUGGGCGCUACGAUCAGCCCCUGUCGGAGGCGGCGAACCCCCGUCUGCUCUCCCCCGAUCAGACCCGCGACCCGGCAGCGCUGGCCAAUAGGGAGCGCAGUCUCAAGGUCACACCGCCAGCCUCAGUCGCUGCAGGCACUGUGCAGAUCAAACGUGAGGGCGCGCCACCGGCACUUGUGCGCGUGGCACCCGCACCGCGAGCCCCCGCGCCGCGACCGUCUAAAGCGCGCCAGAAUGACGGUCUGCGCAAGAAACGGCGACUAGCGGCGAACGCCCGGGAGAGGAGGAGGAUGGACAAUCUGAACCAGGCUUUUGACCGCCUGAGAAGCGUGCUUCCCUCCAUUGGAGAUGACAGGCAGUUUUCAAAGUAUGAGACACUCCAGAUGGCUCAGAGCUAUAUCACGGCCCUGGCAGACCUACUGGGUUGAGCUGUGAGCUAUGAACUGUGAGCUGUGAGCUAAGCUGGACUGAGCUUGGUUGUGCGAAUUUGUGAUGAGCCUUGUUCGUCUGUUUUGGGAAUCGGUCAGUAUUCAGCAUUGAAGAAAAUGCGUCUGCUGGCAAGUCUGAUGUCAUCAUAGUUAGAGCGACUAGAAAGUAUUAGCGCAAAUAGCUUGUGAAGCCCACCUGCGUCGGUUAACGUCCCAGUGCACCACCGCGAGUGUCCUGUAUUAUUGACCAGUGCACCACACCUAGUGUUUGAAUAGUCUCAGCACUUUUAGCCGUUGCUUAAUAUGCAUUCAACUGUUACAAUGUCUUCAGCCUGUAGUAUGAUAUGUCCAUUGUCCGUAGAACCAGAGGGCGUCCAAAUAACAAAAUCUUUGAUUUUAGUCUCCUUUCAUCAUAAAAGGUAUUAUAGUGGUUUGAUAAAAGCAUAAAUGUGAACAAAUACGAGUGGGACUGACGCAAGACGUGGAUCGAAAAUGCGAUGGCAUUGAUAAACUGUGAUUCGCGUGGGACAGACUCGCCAAGUAUUUAUUGUAUGUGUGACUCUUCUGCAAUCUGCAUGCGUGUGAAAGUGACCAUAAAAUCUUUCUUCCCUGUAUCUUUCCUCUGUAUGUAAACGAACUCUGUAGAGACAAUGCUGCUCAUAGUUGAUAAUUGUAAUGUGAUGA
Molecule: messenger RNA, 1547 nt
Organism: Amphibalanus amphitrite
Lineage: Eukaryota; Metazoa; Arthropoda; Thecostraca; Balanomorpha; Balanidae
Product: protein atonal homolog 1-like
Exons: 2
Coding region: 219-863 (214 amino acids)
Molecular function (GO): protein dimerization activity
Source: RefSeq, a predicted model, not a curated record